Molecule: messenger RNA, 418 nt
Organism: Paramuricea clavata
Lineage: Eukaryota; Metazoa; Cnidaria; Anthozoa; Malacalcyonacea; Plexauridae
Source: the annotation of a GenBank genome assembly
AUGGCUGCCCAAUAUCUUGCAAAGAAUAGCAAAUUAUUUAUAAAUGAAGGUAUACAAGUAAAUGAUGCUUUUCUUGAUACAUACACAGACAAAAUGGGUAACAAUUUGUUGUAUGAGCCCAAAUGCAUGAAUGAACAAGGUGACCAAAGUGAUACUGAUCAAGAUUUUGUCUCCUCUUCUCCUGUCCUUGAGAAUGAAAAGGAUAAGGUAAACAAUAACAAUAAGCAACAUGAUUUUGAAAACAGAAGUAAAGACUUUAUUAGUUCUAAAACAUCUGACAAUAAUUCUGAUGAUAACUGGUGUGAAAUUGAAGAGCGUCCGGCCCCAGUAAUGGAUACAUUGCUAGUUGAACCUGACACAGUUCAAGAUAGUGAAUUAGUGUUUAACUUUGCACCUGGGGAGGAUAAUAAACCAUUAG